AUGGGAAACAACAACAACAACAACAACAAGAACUAUUUCCCUUCUUCAUCAUCGUCUACUCCUGCUUUUUCCUUGUUUGAUGGUCCUGAUUUUUUGAAUCGAAACCUUGGUCGCAAUUGGUUAGAUAUUAAUGGAAGGAGGCAAAGAGAUGUUCCUCCUAUCCAUAAUAAUUAUAAUGAUAUUAAUAAUAACUUGGUUUUGAUGGCAAUGGAUUGGCAUGGAUGUCGUUGUUUACAGACGAAGAUUGACGAGGGUAACCCACGAAAUGUUGAGGCGAUUCUAUCAGUAGUGAAGGAUAAUAUACACGACUUCAUCAAACAUCCUUUUGCUAACUAUUUGAUUCAAAGGAUUUUUAAAGCAACGAAUAGUGUUACUUACCACCAGAUUCACUCUCUUGUUUUAUUGCUUACCUCAAAUCAUCAAAAGCUAAUAGAUGUGUGCAAAGAUCAUUACGGAACUCGAGUUAUGCAGAACAUGCUGGAGAAUAUUAAUCACCCUCUUACGUUAUAUCAUAUUUUGUAUACCGUGAAUUGUAUCACUGUUGCAUUGAUGAAAAAUCUUAAUGGUAGUUAUGUCAUACUGCAGUGUUUGAAACUUUUCCAGCCCAACUACAAAAAAAUGCUCUUGGAUAAAGUAGCACAAAAUUGUGUUGAAGUUGCAACAGAUAAAGUUGGAUGUACGGCUAUUCAAAAAUGUCUUGGCCAUGUUGGGGGAAUGCCCUUAGAACUGCUGAUGACAGGAAUAGUCUGUAAUGCUAUGGUUCUAGCACUAGAUCCAUAUGGAAACUAUGUGUUGCAAUAUGUAAUUAAAAUGGGAGUAAAGAAAAUGGUGAUAGAAGUGCUUCACGGCAAUUUUGUUAGGCUUUCUAUGGACAAACAUGCUAGCAAUGUGGUGGAAGAUCUAUUGAGAUACUCUGAAGAGAAUGAUGUUGCUGUUAUAGUUGAGGAGAUAAUGACAAGUCGUGAUUUCUUAACUGUUGUUCGAGAUCCAUUUGGAAAUUAUGUUGCUCAAAGAGCACUAGAAUUCACCAAGGGUGGUCUGCGUUUUGAACUUUCUUUUCUCAUUAAUUCCUAUCGCAAAAAUCUUCAAAACCAUAUUUUUGGUAAAAGGGUGCUAGCAGAGGCCAUGAAGAUAUUGAUGGAAGGAAAUUGGUUCAAUGUUUAAGGGAUCAAAAUAACUUUUUAAUUUGUUUCAUGUGACGUGUUUGGAUUGUUGGUUUGUAGAUGACAGUGUAGUGUGUCUCUUUAAGUAAAUUUUAUCAGUGUAUUUAUAUGUUUGUUGGUUUAUUUAUUUUAACUAUGGCCAAUUAUUCUCCUAUUGUUUAGGAAAAUGAAUGUUCUUAUG
Molecule: messenger RNA, 1344 nt
Organism: Cicer arietinum (chickpea)
Lineage: Eukaryota; Viridiplantae; Streptophyta; Magnoliopsida; Fabales; Fabaceae
Source: RefSeq, a predicted model, not a curated record